Molecule: messenger RNA, 486 nt
Organism: Pseudomassariella vexata
Lineage: Eukaryota; Fungi; Ascomycota; Sordariomycetes; Amphisphaeriales; Pseudomassariaceae
Product: membrane-associating domain-containing protein
Exons: 3
Coding region: 1-486 (161 amino acids)
Cellular component (GO): membrane
Source: RefSeq, a predicted model, not a curated record
AUGGCGGCUGGAUAUCUCCCCAUAGUCUACGGCAUUGCGGCCGUGUUUGCUAUUGUUGAGCUGGGCUUGACCGCAUACAUGGCAAGCUGGUUUCAUAGCUAUUAUUGGGAUGGCGACUACACGCCCUCCAUCGUCAGCUUCCUCGUCUUCAACUCGGUCUGGUCGCUGCUCGUCCUGGCCUACGUCGGCAUCACCCCCAUCUACAUGGCAAGCGUCUUCCGCAAGCUGGCCGCGCUCGCCCUCAAUGUCAUCACCGCUAUCUUCUGGUUUGCCGGCGCUAUCGCCCUCGCUGUAUAUGUCGGUACGCCAUCGUGUUACGGCAGCAAUCGUUGCCAAUCUUCACAGGCUGCUGUUGCUUUUGCCUUCUUUUUGUGGGUACUAUUUACCUUCCUUGCCGUCCUCGAUGCGCUUGAGGCAUUGCGAAGCCGCGGUCACAACACUGGUGCUCGUAUCGGAUCUAAACCGACCCCAUAUUCUGGCGCGUAA